This is a messenger RNA of Exophiala xenobiotica, 2367 nucleotides long. RefSeq lists its product as uncharacterized. Lineage: Eukaryota; Fungi; Ascomycota; Eurotiomycetes; Chaetothyriales; Herpotrichiellaceae. The transcript has a single exon. The record is from RefSeq and is a predicted model, not a curated record. The coding region runs from base 283 to 2142 and encodes 619 amino acids.
ACUCUGGCCUUCAUAACCGCCUCAGCUCGCUCUUUAUUCCAAAGCAGCUCCCUUGAGCUUCAUCAGCAUCUCUCGCCAGCUGAAGAUGCUUCUGUAUCGAAUCAAAGAAACCUUGAUUGUUCUGGGGCCACUUAUUCUUCCUUUAGGGCUUCGCGCCGCGAUGGUCUUGUCCAUCCCCGCCCCAGCCUGAUCGAUCUGUUGAGCACGCACGGCCCGUUCCCCGAGCUCAGCUUCUAGCCGUACCCAAAUCGAAGGAACCGAGGCAGACAGGGGAUUCCCAUUAUGACUUGGGCACCGUGGGGAGUGGUGCACAACUGGUCACCAUUUAAGAUAGAUGCCCUUGGUCUUGUCACGCUCCUAGGAGCUGAAGAAGUCAAUGGCGCCGUGGGGCGUCUAGUCAGGAGCGCGUAUCUCGAGUACCUGCCGAUCCUUGGUGCUUUUGUCAUUGCCGGCAACCAGAUUACCUGCAAAGAAGCUGGUUUCAACCUCUACAAUAUUUCACAGGGUAUCCAUACAACCGACUUAUCCGCCUGGUUGACAAGAUGGAUGUUGUCGCAGGACUUCGAAGCCACUCGGAGCUUCGUUGUCUGGAAGGUCACUCCUCCCAAAUCUCGGCGGAAUGAUAUCAUCAUCUCAUUCAUCAUCAGCUUCAUCUUCAACGGCUUCCUUAUAGCUCUGACGAUUCUGUCAAGGGAUUGGUACGGCUUCGCCAAUGCUUUGGCGAUGGAUAUCUCUAUCAUUGUUCGAGUCUAUGUGGUGGGUCAGCAACGCGCUGCCGUGGAUGCUAGAGUGGACGAAGUUGUCAAAAAUGCAACGCCAGCACCACCAGAAGGCACGUAUGAAGCGGCAAGGGUUAAAUGGUUACACGAGCUGGACGCAAGGAAGAUGCAAAAGGAGGGAAAGCGAGAAUCGAAGAGGAGAAGGCGUAGCCUUGCCUCCAAUGGAGACCUGGAUGGUGGCAUAUCAGGACGAGACAAUGUCUCUACCCAGGAUUUUGCCUCAUCAAAGCGUCCAGAGCAGCGAACCAGACUGAUGGACUCUGACACAAUGCCUCAGCGUCCAAAGUUCGAUCCGAAGAAAUUCGAAGAUCCCGAUUAUGCAUGGACUGGCAAAAGUACCAAAGUUCUCAUUAUCCAGACGGAUUCGAAGGCAGUAACUUUUUGGAUGCCACACGAGUUACUUGCUCCACCAUCUCUCUUCAUUGAGGGUCCAAAGGUCCUGCAUCCGCAAACAUACUUUGUGGUCAGAUCCAUUGGUUGGCUUGCAUUCGCGGUGCACAUUGUGGCGAUUGGCAUGGCCGCUCUGGUCAGCCAACUGUACACUGUUGUCCUUAUCGUGCUGCCCACAAUUUUGCUGGUACUGAAAUUUUCCUGUGAUGACUCGGAAUGGGUGCAGACGCUUCAGCGUUGGAGAAGGAGCUUUCUUAGUGGCUCGGGUACCAAGGAAUAUAAGCAGCAUCAACAAGCAGAUGAGAAUGCUCCAGCAGCUGAGCCCAUCAAGUUGCGGGAGUGCUGGAUUGGUUCGCGCUUAAAGGCCGAAAUCUACGAAUGGCCCCAGUCGUACGAAUUUGCCGGGGGCAAGGAUUCGACCUGGACUAGCGGGCCUCUCGACCCAGGAAAAGAACGCUCCAAGAAACGACAAGAUCUGUACGCCUGGCUAGCUCUCAGUCAGGAUGAGGAAGAGAGCAUGGACAAGUGGGACCUCUUCCCUCACAUCCGCAACGAUAACAAGGUAUGGUGGGAAACAUAUAAAAAGAAGAAGAACUGCCUAAAGCGUAACGAGCACUUUGGACCACAGCUCGAACGACCAAUGGCACCUGGCAAGAAAGAUAAAGAAGAUUUGCCAAAGUCAAUCUUCCCGAAGGGCAGAACCGACACAGGGAACUUUGUGAGCGACGCGUCGGAUCGAAGACGUGUCCAAGCGCGCAAGGAAAGCAGUGGAGUCACAAACAGCUCUGCAUUUCCGGCCAUCAGCGAUCAUGAGCAUUCGCAGAUUAUUACUGAUGAGGGUGGAGGUGCCAUUAUUCAGUCGCCGGUCGAGGUAACAGCAGCGGGCAUACCAAGUUCCCUGGAUGACGAUGCUGCUGCAUCAGCCCUUCCCUCACGUGUCCGUCGAUCUGAUGAUGGUUUCAAAGAGGAUUGAAGUCAUAAGUUUAGGGGCGUGAUUUUGUCGCGAAAGGAUUUUGCAUUCUACAGUAGUCGGAUUUGAGCUAUGUGGCAUUUUAGCAAGAGAUGAGUUGACGCGCUUCUAUUUCAGGCGCCGUUUAGGUUAUGGAGGUGAUGCCUUAGCGACAAGCUGGCUCUUACACUCCAAAUGAGUUGGUUAUAUAGUCAGUGGGAAUUUGUGAAGAUUGUAAUAAACAUGUCG